Messenger RNA from Carassius carassius (crucian carp), 2034 nucleotides. RefSeq names its product platelet-activating factor receptor-like. The record is from RefSeq and is a predicted model, not a curated record. Gene Ontology annotation, molecular function: platelet activating factor receptor activity; G protein-coupled purinergic nucleotide receptor activity. Lineage: Eukaryota; Metazoa; Chordata; Actinopteri; Cypriniformes; Cyprinidae. Gene Ontology annotation, biological process: G protein-coupled receptor signaling pathway; chemotaxis. Gene Ontology annotation, cellular component: membrane. The coding region runs from base 173 to 1177 and encodes 334 amino acids. The transcript is spliced from 3 exons.
GAAAACGAAGUGUUAUCACAGCGUUCUCUGGAAUAUAACCGGGGUGAAAAUAGGAAGUGACAGCGGGAGGUGUGACAAUGUGUGAAAUAUGAAAAGCUGAGCGCUGAAGGCUUGAACGCUCAGAGCGCUGCUUUCGAGCGUCACAUUCACCGGGAACUACAAGGAGAACAAGAUGACGACUCCUAACACUGACUUUAUGACUGUUGGAAAUAACAGCCCUGCCAACACAUUCCUUGACUCAGAGUUCCGUUACACUCUCUUUCCUAUAUUCUAUGGACUGGUCUUUCCCUUGGGGUUGAUGGCCAACUGCUACGCUCUUUAUGUGCUGCACCAUAUGCGGGAGUGUAAAGCCAUGAAUGAGAUUCGAAUCUACAUGACCAAUUUGACUGUUGCAGACCUGCUGUUUGUGGUCGCUCUACCGUUCUGGAUUGACUACUACAAGAAUCACGGCAACUGGAGGAGCCCAGAAUUCCUCUGUAGUAUCACAGGCUCUCUUUUCUUCAUCAACACAUACUGCUCUAUUCUCUUCCUUGCUGUCAUCAGCAUUAACCGUUACUGGGCCGUUACCAGGCCACUGGUGGCUGCUUCUUCUGAUUCCUGGAAACGUGGAGCAAUCAUCUCAGCGCUCAUCUGGGUCAUCACUCUUGUAGCUUCAAUUAUAUAUCUCACUAAUCCGGGAAUCCAGAAGGACAAGAACAAGAACAUUUUUCGCUGUUUUGAGGGUUAUCAAAACGAGGAAGACUCUGAAAUAAAAAGAGUGGCCUUCACCCACUUCAUCAUUAUUGCCGUGUUCUUUCUUGUUUUCUUGAUGGUGAUUGUCUGCAACAUUUUGAUUGCUCGAGCUCUUCUAAAGCAGCCCAUCAGUCAGCCUCGAGCCAGCACAGGAAAGCGUCCCGGUGGUACUAAGCGCAGAGCUUUGAGGAUGCUGUGUACUGUCACAGGCGUCUUUGUGAUCUGUUUCCUCCCCCACCACGUGGUGCAGGGACCCUGGGUGUUGUCUGUGCUGCACUUGAGGAAAGAUUGGGAAGACAAAACUCACCAAAGAUUAAACGAUGCUCACCAGAUCACCCUCAUGCUUAUGGGGCUCAAUUGCCUACUGGACCCGCUGGUGUAUUGCUUCGCCACUACAAUGUUCCGCAAGUACAUCCAGAACCAUUUCACAAAGGAGUUACCGUGAGACUGGGCAAAUGAUGACAGAACUUUCAUUUUUAGGUAAACCAUCCCUUUAAAUGGUAAUCAAAUUAUUGACAUGAUCUUCAGUUGCUGCCCUUUGCAGAUAAACGAGAUAAUUCCAUCUCUUCAAAUUGUUCAAUGCAUAUGAUAAAUGCUUUAUAUACUGAAAUAUUAAGCUUCUUCCACCUGAUAUUUGAUUCAUGUAUUAUAAUAUUGUCUUUUAAAGAAAAAAAUCACCGAAAAAGGAAUGUGCAUGAUGCCUUUAAAUGUUUGCACUUGUGUAAGUGAAAUAUCUAUAUUGGUUAGAAAAGCAUAUUAUCUGUAAAAGGGUUGUUAUUUUUGAUAAGAUGUGGUGUUCAUUCUUGUGUUGAACAAAUGAAAACAUGAUGUCAUAUCAGUAGACAGUCUUCUCUAGAAUAAGGAUGACAAAUGAGCCAAGAGGAUGCUGUGGUAGUUCUGACCAAACCAAGAGGUGAUAAGAACAGAAGACAGCUCAAUUGUUAUUUUAGACAAUGCAGAUGACAGAGCUUCACUGUCUAUCUUAAAUAAGGGAGAGAUUGUGGUGCUGCUGAGGAGUUUGGAAUAUCAGGAAUAUAAAUUGCUCUUCGUCAAAUUGCUCUUGAUAGUUUAUUUCUGUCUCAUGUUAAUAUGACAACACAUAUUUAUUGUACUACAUUGGUUGUUUUGAAGUAGCUCUGUGAGGAGCAUUCCUGUGGGCCAGUUCUUAUGCCACAAAGGAAACCCAAGUAUUAUUUUGCAGUGGUUUGAUUUCCAGAAUGGGGAACUUGAACCACACAUCCCCUGGAAAUGUGCACUUAAACUUUGAAAUUACCAAUAAACUGCCCUUUUCUUGAUCUCUUA